CACCCCAGAGAGCUGCUGGACUGGCAUGAAAGUGGGCAGAUGGGGAUGUUCUUCGUGGCUCUGAUCAUGGCAGGCCUGAACGCUCAGUGGUUUGGCCCAGCAGCCACAGAGGUAAUGUUUCAGUUGAGGGCGGUGGAAGAGGAGCACGGCCUGGGGAACCAGAUCGGCUUGGGCAGCCAGAGAGAGGAAUACGCUAAGCUGAAGGAGAAGGACCCAAAGUACAGAGCCUCCAAGAAAACGUUUGGACUUUACCACGGCCUGUCCAACCUCUGUAACCUGAUAGGCUUCAUCUGCAUCACAACCAAUCUGAUCUACACAGCUCUGAAACUUUCCACCAUCUAAUGAGGAGGAAAAUACAGGAGAUACAGACAUUAAUGCUGCACCUUGAAAAAGGAUCUACAGACUGAAACUCUUCCACAUUUUGUUUUUGCAUAACCACAAACCUCAAGGUAUUUAUUGGGAUUUUAAACAACAAAUCAACUCAAAGUGGUGAAUACUGGAGAAGGAAAAUGUUAUGGCAGACAUGCAAACCUAUCAAAACAUGGCCGUCCACCUAAACUGAGAGGCUAGAAAACUAUUAAAGUAGUCUUUAACGAAUGUUACCUGCAUCUGUUAGAUGGGUAACAGGUCAAAGGUCGAGUCUCCUCCUGAAUGUUCCAGCUUCUACAGUUCGGUUUUAUGGCCCCUAUUUGAUUAAAGCUGGUGACAGAGGCCACCAGAUAGUCAGGAAAAGUCUCCAUUGGUCUGUGCUAGUUAGUGCUAUGAGAUAGAACGACGAUUCAGCCUAAAAACUGAGUAGUGUGAGAGAAAGUGAGGACCAGGAUGUUAAAAAUGCUCUGCUGAAUCUAAAUGCAGUCUGGCAAUAUGGACUGAUCACAGACCAACAUAAGGAAGCUGCUACCAGCAGCUAAAAGCCUUAUUUAGAGUCUCAACACAGUGCAUAUGUAAAAAAAACCGGAGGCAUAAUAGAAAUGUCAGCUAACUCAUUUAAAAAAG
Messenger RNA from Cyprinodon variegatus (sheepshead minnow), 996 nucleotides. It is a transcript of the gene tmem205, whose product is annotated as transmembrane protein 205. Lineage: Eukaryota; Metazoa; Chordata; Actinopteri; Cyprinodontiformes; Cyprinodontidae. The annotation marks the transcript as partial. The record is from RefSeq and is a predicted model, not a curated record. The transcript is spliced from 2 exons.